Messenger RNA from Pelmatolapia mariae (spotted tilapia), 3161 nucleotides. RefSeq names its product transmembrane protein 67 (gene tmem67). NCBI's taxonomy places the organism in Eukaryota, Metazoa, Chordata, Actinopteri, Cichliformes, Cichlidae. The coding region runs from base 20 to 2974 and encodes 984 amino acids. Gene Ontology annotation, biological process: cilium assembly. The transcript is spliced from 28 exons. The record is from RefSeq and is a predicted model, not a curated record. Gene Ontology annotation, cellular component: MKS complex; ciliary transition zone.
GGGAAGAACGUUGUUUACCAUGGCGACGGAGACGCUACCGUUUGUCGUUAACAGACACAAAGUGCCUGUAACGUUGUUUAUUUUAAUGUACAUCGACCUCCUGCGGUGCCAGCCGUUCACCAUCCCCUUCAGGACUCCAUCAGACUGCGGCGCGGAGGAGUUUUUCGAUAUUUCGAGUUUGUCGUGUGUGAGGUGCGGUCCAAAUCAGCGGCGGAGCACAACAGGACUGAGCUGUGUCUGCCAGAGUGGAUACAAAACUGUUACCACUGAUAAAGCGUCCAUUUCUUGUGAGAAAUGUCUCCCAAACAAACCGGGCGUCACAAAAGAUGGGUUUGGUUGUAUUCGCUGUCCAGGCAGCCUCAGUAAUGACGGAAAGUGCCAGUGCCCCCCUGGUGAUGUCCUGGUGGAAAGAGAUCUCAAUGGAACCCUCUUGGAAGAGGCCAGGUGUGAAACAUGCGAUGAAGACAGUCCUGCUUUGUCAGUACCAAACAGGAAUGGAGACAGGUGUGAGAGAUGUCUGGCUGCCUACGUUAAUACCUCUUGUGCAUGUAAAUCUCCUAACGUCCCGGGAGGAGGUUUAUGUUUCCCUCCUGGUAUCCUCUCCACCAAUGUCAAUCCCACUGUCACUUAUUCUCAGUUGAAGAUCAGUGUCCAGUCAGCCUGGUUCCUGGAAAACCUCUACUCCUCUUCCUCAGCUUGCCUUGGCUUCUCCAACCUGACGGCGUGUCAGGCUCUUGGAAACAUGUGUGUGAUGAACAUGCACUCUUUCAGCAGUGCAUCUACAGAUGCCUGUGGACUCUUCAACACCAUCUUCAGAUCCAUGGCUGCUUUGAGCUCAACCCAAGGCAUUUCUUACUGGAGAGCUAAAAUGCCGUGGCUUUAUUACGGGGAUGAACCAGGACUUGCCAGUCGCGUGCUUCAGACUGAUCCUGUUCCAAUUGGGUUUAGCUUCAGAGGUAAAAACAAGAACACAGACUUUAGACUGCUUGCUGCUGUCUACAAUGUCAGAGGAGAGUUCCUCAGAUGGGAGCAAGCAGGAGGACAAAAUCUGCAGCUUUGUCCACAGCCAAAAACCAAACGGGCAGCAGCCUUCAGCUUUGGGACAGCUUACAAAGAAAGUUGUGUUCUCUCAGUAGCACAGCUGUUUGCCACCCACCCCGAACCCUUGUUCUAUGACGUCUUCCUGGACCUCGGUGGAGGAGAAAACACAAAACUUCUACCCCUGCCCACACUGAUCCAGAACCAGCAAUACAAUGGACGAUUCAUCAACCAAGAGAGCAUGAACAACUGGUACUUGUCUCGACGAAUGUUUCUCGUCGACACCCUGAGCGGAAGAGAAAAGAGCACAAGUUCUCAGCCUAAAGCCAUCCGUGUAGCCAGCAGUGUUAAAAUAAGGUUUCAGUUGGUUCCACGAACCCAGGAAGGGAAGGUGUUCCCCCCUCUAAUGACUGUGACCUACACAGAUGUUCUCAUCACGGAUCUCAACACUCAAACUGUGGCUACAACCUUUGCUGUAGAGUAUGAGAUGGAUCAGAGUGAGGCUCGCUUAAAGACAGAUAUUGCUCUGGGUGUGUUGGGUGGGGUGGCCGUGCUCUACUCCCUGCUGAAGACCAUCAGCUGGAAGAGGAGGAUUGCAUCUUCCCUCAUUGAUCUGGAGACGAUGGUGAAGUUUCUGUUGUUUUAUGCUGGUGACCUGGCCAAUGUUUUCUUUGCUGUCACUGUGGGAACUGGACUCUACUGGCUUAUCUUUUACAAGGCCCAACAGUUUGUGUCAGUCCUGUUACCACUGCCGGCUCAGGAGGAGCGGUUUGUGACAUACAUCGGCUGCGCCUUUGCUCUAAAGGCUGUCCAGUUUCUCCAUAAGCUAGUCCUGCAGGUGACGGUUGAUAUAUUUCUCAUUGACUGGGAGAAACCACGAACUAAAACUAACAGAUCUGUGCCAGUGAGUGGCGAAUCAAAACAUGGCACCUCGCCGGUCAGCAUCUGGAGGACUUACUUUGUGGCCAAUGAAUGGAACGAGAUUCAGACAAUCCGAAAGAUCAGUCCGACUUUUCAGAUCAUGACUGUGCUUUUCUUCCUUGAGGUGCUGGGCUUCUCGAACCUGGCCUUGAGGGACCCCUGGUCAAAUUUACAGCGAUCUCCCGAAGAAUACACCCCCUCAUACAGCCUGACACUGCGCUAUGGUGUGGCAGCCACGCUGUGGCUCUGCAUUGGACUUCUGCAGGUGAUUUUCUUCACUGUGUUUUAUGCACACUUUGUGGAGAACAAAAUCCGUCAGUUUGUAGAUCUCUGCUCAGUCAGUAAUAUUUCUGUGUUUAUCUUAUCAUAUCGCUGCUUUGGGUACUACAUUCAUGGCCGUUCGGUUCAUGGACAUGCAGAUACAAACAUGGAGGAAAUGAACAACAAUUUGAGAAGAGAAGCCGAGUCACUGUGUGCUCAGAGGGGUUUACUCCCCAACACAGAAGUCCAGACCUUUCAGGUGUCUCUUACCAGCCGUCUGGGGGUGCACUAUAAAAGAAUACAGGAAUCAAUCAGCAGGAGGAACCAGCCAUCACGACUAACAGACGCAUCCACGCUCAGCUCGCUCGAGCCGCACUUCAAAGCUUACCAGGCCAUGAACCACUUCCUGGGAUCUGUUAUUGACCAUGCCCACUCUGACAUGGACUACAUAGUGAAGGACAAGCUGAUGUUUGAGAGUGUCAUAGGGAUGGAGUUUCUUGAACCCACUGAGAAGAGCAUCUUUUACAAUGAUGAGGCGCACACCUUCAGUAACGUGCUGUAUUAUGGAAACGAGGCCACACUGCUGAUCUUUGACACCUUGUUCUUCUGUGUCGUCGACCUUGGAUCCCAGAGCUUUGUGCUUGCAGCUGUGCUUACAUACGUGCAGCAAGUGAUAUUUCGCUUUUUGCGUAACAGUUUUGGAAGGAAGAACCUUGCCAACAAGACUCUGGUGGAUGAGAGGUUCCUAAUUUAAAAUUUGUUGCUAAAUAGUUGAUAUCAUCUUUGUUAAUUAGCUGCAUUUCUUUCACAGAUAUUUACUGUUUACAGAUUCUGUCCUUUUUGGUGGUGGUUUUCACUGCUGAUUUUGAUGUAAAUAUUCAAAUUUUUUGACAUAUUUUUGAUGUUUUUGUAUUGAUUAAAUGUUUUUUAUGACAUGAAAA